Danaus chrysippus (African queen) is the source of this 1410-nucleotide messenger RNA. NCBI's taxonomy places the organism in Eukaryota, Metazoa, Arthropoda, Insecta, Lepidoptera, Nymphalidae. The record is from the annotation of a GenBank genome assembly.
AUGCAAACCUUAUACACUCGUAUUGCUGCAAAUGUUCAAAAAGCGUGCAGCAAGAAAAAUAAGAAAAAAGGUGUGAAUGAAGAAGAUAUAGAUGUAAAAAUAUUGGAUGAAAGAAACAAUCUUGUUUCUGAAGAUUGUACUUGUUCGGAAUUAUUUACUCUCAAUGAACCACUAAAAUUAAUAAUUUCCGAACAGUGUCUAGAUAUAGUUUUAAAUGCACCUUGGGUUAUUAAUCUUUCACUGCCCAAAAGCAUAAUGGUAGGUUUCCCAGUCUUUCCUGAGAGUCUCGAGACUCUUUAUACAGAAAAAGAACUCACUAUAUACAACUGGUAUAGAGGGAAAGUUAAUAAUAGCAAAGGCAAUGAAAUAAGUGAUGCACAUGUUGAAUGGAACUUUAUUGUAAGUAGUUUUUCCUACACACCUAAGGCAGAAGAUAUCGGACUUAAACUAAAAUUAGAAUGUAUUCCAGUGAAUGCAAAACUUAGUGGACCUGUUGUAGAGAGUAUCUCAAAAAAUUUAGUUGAAGCUGGACCUGGAAGCUGUCCAUUUGAAACAAGACAUAUGUUUACACCUACAAAGUUGAAUGGCAAAAGUUUCAGAUGUGUGUCAUACAAUAUUUUAGCAGAUUUAUACUGUGACUCGGACUACACUAGAACUGUACUGCACCCAUACUGUCCACCAUAUGCAUUGAGCAUUGAUUAUAGAAAACAGCUUAUUAUGAAAGAAUUGAAAGGUUACAAUGCUGAUAUAAUUUGUCUACAGGAAGUUGAUGGCAAGAUAUUCAAUAAAUGUCUAAAACCAUUUUUGGAUGGUGACAAUUUCAAUGGAUUAUUUUAUAAAAAAGGAAAAACUGUUGCAGAAGAUAAACGGAUAAGUGUAGUUUUGUGUGGGGAUUACAAUAGUGUACCCUCAUGUGGAAUAUAUCAGUUGUUUACUACCGGCUUGGCACCAAGUUCUUUGGAGGAUUGGAAAUCAAGUCAUAAUAACCAAGAUGGCAAAAAGGUUCACAAAACAUCAAUUAAUAAGUACCCACAAGUGGCACUCAAGUUGCCUACCAAUAUGGUAAAUAUAAAUGAAGCUGAAAUGGGAAGAUUUUCACCUUUAAGAGAAAGAGAUAUUACUGGUCCUGUUAUAAAUGUAUUUAGCAAAAGAAAUGAUUCACCCAGAAUUGAUAUAACAUCUCAAUGUGAUCCGUAUGCUAACAAGUAUGAUUGCCGUGGCGCUGUAAGCUUGUCCUCUUCAAUGCAGAGCAAUGUCCCAAAUCCAUUCAGUGGGAACCACACUCAUCUCAAUAUGCCAGGCUCACAAUGGGGACAGGGCUAUAAAUAUCUGUCUGAUAAUUUACACAGUGCUCACUAUCUUACUCUAAGAAAUGAAUUCCGUAAAAAAAACAGUUUAACAAAGUUAUAG